Molecule: messenger RNA, 3376 nt
Organism: Eleginops maclovinus (Patagonian blennie)
Lineage: Eukaryota; Metazoa; Chordata; Actinopteri; Perciformes; Eleginopidae
Gene: lrrfip2
Product: leucine rich repeat (in FLII) interacting protein 2
Exons: 26
Coding region: 292-2679 (795 amino acids)
Biological process (GO): regulation of DNA-templated transcription
Source: RefSeq, a predicted model, not a curated record
UUUUUCCCAACAUCCGGGACCUUUGAAGCUGCAAGUGUGUGUGGAAACUGGGUGAGGAGGGCAGUGGAGAGCGGUGGAAAGGCGGACUGAUGACAGCUGUCAGUGUGGACAAAAACACUACUAAUCUCUGACGAGAAGCCGAAUGGCUCGCCCCUAAACAUCCAGGAGAAAAGGGACAACUCCUUGGCAGUAUCGCGGGUUAUUUAAAGGUGUCGCGAAGGUGGAAACACACAGUUCUGUUACUCUUCUGGACUUACACAUCAUUGGUGGAGCUACAGUUGCAGAGGCAACAUGGGGACACAAGGCUCUGGUAGAAAGCGUGCUCCUGUGAAAGACCGCUUUUCAGCAGAGGAUGAAGCCUUGAGUAGCAUAGCCCGGGAGGCGGAGGCGAGGCUUGCAGCGAAGAGGGCGGCUCGGGCAGAGGCCAGGGAUAUUCGAAUGAGGGAACUUGAACGGCAGCAAAAAGAGCGUUCUUACCACUCAUCAUCCAGCAGUAGCAACAAAAAAUGGGGUCAGAUCCACCAGUGGAUGGCUGACUCAGAGAAAGCCAGAGGCUCUAGUAUUAGUAAAUCCAGCAGCCAUCAUCGCCGGGGGCUGGAUGAUGAUGUCAUGUCGGUCCGCAGCUACAGGUCAACCUCAUCAUCAGUGCGGGACUUGGGGUCUAAGAGUCGAUCCAGUUCCCAUAGAAGAGAUCCGCUGUCUGAUGCCCUUUCCACUAGCUCCGCCCUCAAGACUUCCCGCUCCACUGUAUGUGCCUGUGUGACGGUCAUCUGUUUAUCACUGCUGAUACGCAUUUUCAAGUCAUUUUCUAUACUAGUUUCUUUUCGUUUUUUAAAUAUUUUUCUCUGGGCUGAACAGAGUUCCGUGUACAAUGACCUGCACGGCCAUAAAAGGUCUUCAUCCAGCUCCUCGAGGAAGGACCUGCUGGCUGGACUUUACCACGAUCAAAGGAACUACACCAGCCUCACGAAGACCAAACCAACGACUCCUUCCUCCACCUCCACCUAUACGCCUCGGGCCACCACUUCCUCAUCCUCCUCCACCACUGGCACGGCGCUGCCUCGUAGCUACAGCAUGGCAUCUAUUGGCGAUGACGCCGGCCUUUACGGCUCGGGGCAAAGUUCAAGAGCUCCCUCUGAACUCAGCUGGUACUCCUCUGCAGCCAGCUCCACCCGUAACAGCCCUGCGUCUUCUUCAGAUGAUGACACUGUCAGCAGCGUGUCCCAGGAACGCUUCAACCGAGGCCGCAGGGACAGUGUGUCCUCUGACUUCUCGGACAUUAGUGAGUCGGCUGCUGAUUAUUUCAGCCGCACCAACCGGAGAGGCAGUAUUGUGUCUGACCUCGAUGAUUUGAGCAUUCCAGAUCUUGACAGUCUGGAUGAAAAAUGUGACAAGCAGUAUUCAGAUUUUAGUCGGCCAUCUUCCCGAUGCGCCACCCCAGGCCUCUCAGCGGCCACGUUGGCGUCGCUGGGCGGCACCUCGUCAAGGAGGGGCAGCACAGACACAGGGAGCAUCUAUGACGCCGACACCAGUCUGAGUGAACUUAGGGAUAUCUAUGAACUUAAGGACCAGAUUCAGGAUGUAGAAGGGCGGUACAUGCAAGGGCUUAAAGAGCUGAAGGAGUCACUUGCAGAGGUGGAGGAGAAGUAUAAGAAAGCCAUGGUAUCGAACGCACAGCUGGACAACGACAAAGGCAACCUCAUCUACCAGGUGGACACACUAAAGGACGUCAUCGAGGAGAUGGAGGAACAAAUGUCCGAGAUGAAGAGAGAGCUGGAAGACAAGUCAAAGGACCUAGAACGACAAAAGCACACGUGUACGGUCCUGCAGCAUAAACAGGAAGAGCUGAAAGAGGGGAUCCGCCAGAGAGAUGAGCUUAUAGAGGAGAGCCAGCGAAUGCAGACUAAGUUAGAUGCCCUCACCAGAGAGGUGUUUGACCUGCAGGAAACGAUAAACUGGAAGGACAAAAAGAUCGGGGCCCUAGAGAGGCAGAAAGAGUACUUUGAUUGCAUUAGGAAUGAGAGAGACGAGCUCAGAGAUGAGCUUGCUGACAUCAAGGGGAAGGCCAAAGCAGGAGAGACACACGGGCUGGUCAUCAUCCCCGACGGAACACCCAAUGGAGAUGUGAACCACGAGCCUCUGUCCGCAGGGAUCACUGUGGUCUCCCAGGAGGCCGCGCAGGUGCUGGAGUCUGCCGGGGAAGGUCCUUUGGAUGUGAGGCUACGGAAGUUGGCAGAGGAGAAAGAUGAACUGUUGGCUCAGAUCAGGAAGCUGAAGAACCAGCUGGAGGAGGAGAGACAGAAACAGUCAAAGAUGGACAGUGCAUACACAGACGGGGAGAGGAUGGAGAACGGUACAGACCUGCACAUCAUCGAGAUGCAGAGAGAUGCCAACAGACAGUUGAGUGAAUACAAAUUCAAGCUUUCUAAAGCAGAACAGGAAAUAGGUACAAUGGAACAAAAUAUUAACAGACUUGAAGGGCAAGUGUCAAGGUACAAGUCAUCAGCAGACAACUCAGAGAAAGUAGAAGACGAACUAAAAGCAGAAAAACGGCGACUUCAACGAGAGCUUCGCAUGGCUCUGGAUAAGAACGAGGAGAUGGAGAUGACCAACAACCACCUAGUGAAGCGCCUGGAGAAGAUGAAGGCCAACAGGAACGCCCUCCUGUCGCAGCAGUGAGGCGAGGCAGCGUCCUCACAGAAGCCCUUAAACUCGCACCUCAGACCUCUGACUGCCAUAUUGUGUCUGGAGCACAUUUCCAUUUUUAGCUGUAACACUUUUGAGAUUUGUAGCUAACCAAAAACACUUUAAAAUCAAAAACAACGUGUAGCACAGGCGACAAACAGAACUGUCUUCUUUUUAAACCGGAAGCGUUGGUUUUGCCCGGCAAGCCGCCGCUGCUUGGAGGGAAUGACUCAGAAAUAAACUAAUAAAACUAUUAAGUUGCUGGGAGAUACAUCUGAGGAAACUUCUCUAAUCACUACUUAAUUUUCAGAGCUUUGUUCUGCAUCUUGUUAUCCACAGAUUGUCUCUCUGGCUGGGUGCUUGGCUGUACUCUUUGUUUUUUUUCAUAAGUUGCAUGAAUGAAUAUAACGAUGCUUUUUAAACUUUUCAACCCUCACGGCUGCUCCGGCCCCGCCGCACCUUCCCGGCUUCCUCUCACAGUGAAGUGCCUUUUCACACUCGGAGACCGGGGGUCCGCACGGCUCCACGAAAAAAAACAAUAAUUGUUUUAACAGGUACAGAAUGAUGUAUUUAAAAAAAGGUGCAGUCAUAAUUUGAAAUGUAUGUAGAACCAACUGUGUCUGCUGCGGUUUCAUUGAACAUUUUCAAAUAUUUAAAAGAUUUCUUGAGAAUAAAUGUGUAAUUUACAGAA